CUGCCUUAGAUGUACUGUAACGGUUUCAAAGUCCGUCGGCCCUAAAUAAGGUUACGACUCGCGUACAUUUGCCCCGCGGAAACCUAUUUCAAGGCAUAAUCGCACAUUCGAACCGGGCCUUACAGCAUCCAAAAUACAAGCGAGACACGUAACCGUGAGGUGGACUAUCCGUAAGCUAGGCGACGUCCCCGCGCAAAGCCAACUUGCAUCGAAGCGCGUGAGGGGAGCCGGGCAGGAUUUUCGACAAUGGGCUGCGGGGUAUCGCGGAUUGGCGUCCAAAAAGCGGCGCAGACCGACAGUUCGCACGAAAAUCCAGUGUUUGGGACCCAACCUAUACCAGAACCCCUGUGCAGGGCCGCAGAGGCCGGUGACCUGGGUCGUGUGGAGGCUCUGCUAGCAGAGGGAGCUAAUCCCAAUGUGGCAGAGUCGGAUAACUACACGCCGCUCCUGGCUGCCGCGAAAGCCGGUCAUGUCGACAUUGUGCGUGUGCUGCUGAAGGCCGGAGCUGACAAGGAGGUCAAGAGACAGGCGGGUGCUGCCCCGCUCAUUCUGGCUGCUUUGGGCGGCCACACGGAGGUGGUCCGUGUACUGCUGGAGGCGGGCGCCAACAAGGAAACCGCUUACCAGGACGGUGCCACGGCGCUGUAUGUCGCCGCUGAGAAGGGCCACACUGAGGUGGUGCGGGUGCUGCUGGAGGCGGGGGCGAAUGCCGAGGUGACCCUGAGGAGGAAGCCCCCGGCAGCAGCAGCAGCGGCAGCAGCGAAGGUGGAUGACAAGGCUGCAGCAACGGGAGCGAAGAAUGGCAACACGGAGGCCCCAGCAGUAACCAAAGGCACCAGUACCGAGCUUGGCUACACGCCGCUCCUCAUUGCUUCCCUGCACGGUUCCUCGGAGGUCGUGCGUGUGCUGCUGGAGGCUGGCGUGAACAGGCAUAAGCCGCUGGCGGACGGGGCGACGGCGCUGUACCUGGCCGCGGAGAAGCGGCACUCGGAGGUGGUGCAGCUGCUGUGCGAGGCGGGGGUGGACAAAGAGGCGACGCUGCAGAGCGGCGCCACGGCACUCUACAUCGCCUCCCAGAACGGGGAUGUAGCCACGGUGAAGGCGUUGCUGAAGGCGGGUGCGGAUCCCAACGCCUGCCGCAAGGACCGCUCCUGUCCGCUGUACGUGGCCUCCGAGAGGGGCCAUCUGGAUGUGGUCCGAGCCCUGCUGCAGGCGGGGGCAAACAAGGACCAUACCUUCCAGUCCGGCGCGACACCCAUCUUCAUCGCCACGCAAAACGGGCAUGCGGGCGUCGUGAAGGCCCUCAUCGAGGCCGGAGCCUACAAGGACAACAUGCCGAGCCAGUCCACGCCCUUGCGCACUGCCUACAAGACCAAGAACAUGGAGAUAUUCCAUAUGCUGCUGGAGGCGGGAGCGAACAAGGAGCUUACCUACGAGGACGGCGCCACGCUGCUGGCUAUUGCGGUGCAGGACGGCAAUCUGGAGGUGGUGCGGGCGCUGCUGCGAGCGGGAGCCAACAGGGAUGUGACCGUGACAAAGGGCCUGUUCACUGCUCUGCAUUACUACGUCGACAAGAACAACCUGGAAAUGGUUCGAGCUCUCCUGGCGGCGGGGGCCAACGUCGAGCUCCCUGACGAGAAUCUUGACAGGCCGUUGCAUAUCGCAGCCCGGAAGGGUUCCUCGGAGGCCGUGCGCGCCCUUUUGGACGCUGGUGCCAGGCCGGAUGUGAAGAACAAGGGUGGCGCAACACCCAUGUCCCUAGCGGGUGACAGAAGCUUUGCGGGGAUGCUGCGGGCGAUGCAACCCGCUGGCGUCGGCGGCGAUGCGGCCUCUAGAGAGGUCGCCACGCAGUUGCACAGGUUUGCGGCGCACAACGUGGCUGAGGCGCUGCCCUCCCUGCUUGCUUCCGGCGUGGACAUUGACAGCACCGCAGCGGACGGCGCCACAGCCUUGCAUGUGGCUGCUGAGAAGGGCAACUCCAAGAUGGUCCGGGCGCUGCUGGAGGCGGGGGCCAACAAGGAGGCUGCGUGCAAGAACGGCGCCACGCCGCUGUGUCUCGCGGCUGCAGGGGGCCACGUGGAUGCGGUCCGCGUCCUGCUGCAGGCGGGGGCCAACAAGGAGGUCGAGAUGGAGGAUGCCCGCACGCCGCUGAACUUGGCCGCUGAGAAGGGCCACGUGGAUGUCGUUCGUGUGCUGCUGGAGGCGGGUGUGGACAAGGACUCCACGCCCCAGCAGGGCGGCUCCUCGCCGCUGCUGCACGCCGCUCGCAAGGGCAAGGUGGAUGUGGUGAGGGUGCUGCUGGGGCUGCAUGCGGACCCAUCCCGACUGAACGCGUACGGCACCAACCCCCUGCGUGCCGCUGCCGACGAGGGGCGCCUGGAUGUGGUGCGUGUGAUGCUGGCAACGCCUGCACUCAAGGCAGACGAGCUGCUGGGCGGUCGUACCGCACUGCACCGGGCCUGCGCGCGGGGCUAUGUGCGUGUGGCGCAGGUGCUGCUGGAUGCGGGGGCGGAUGUGGACGCGCAGACGGAGGACGGCGACACGCCCCUGCACCUUGCGGCUGAGGAGGGGCGGGCGGAGGUGGUGCGUCUGCUGCUGCGGUGCGGCGCGGACGAGCGCAUUGCGAACGCGGCGGGCAAGCUGCCGUUUGAGGUGGCAAAGGCCACCACCUCUGUGGCGGACCUGCUCUCCCCAUGAUGCCCGCCUGAGCAGUAAGGGGAGCGAUGAUGCUACGAUGCAGCGGAGUCACGUUGUGGACCGCGUCCGGGUAGAUGCUGCGCAGUUGGUUCCCCCCAGCAACCAAUGCAGUUGGGUACAGCUUAGAGCAUUGGGAGUUUUGGACAUGGGGGAGCCGGUUUGUGAAGAGCUCACCUUUACGAAGAGUCGUCACGCAUGUAAGAGUGCUCCCGGCGUUUACUUUGGUAGGUAGCAAGUCGCCGUCGCCUGUGUUUCUUAGCACGGCAGCGAAGACAGAAUAACUAAUGCAUUUAUCUCCAAGCUGUGUUGCUCUUACGUCGAGAAGUAUGUUCAUGCUGUUACGAUUGCCACGCCGUGUUUUUCUGACAUUGCCGUCACUGUGAGACUUAAUCGCUUUACUGUCCUUGUAUGUUCGAAGAAGCGAGCCGUACAUAUUAGAUAUGCGUUGCUCCCUACUGCGCAGUUGUACAUGCGUUUGUGCGCAGGGUUGGCGGCAUCUUAAAAGGGAAAGGUCCUGAGGUGCUGGAUGUUUUAGCUUCAGCGUCCAGCAGGAUGUAGUACCUGUAUUCUUGCCUGGUUUUAUCGCUACUUAUGCCUGUGGUGUUUCUCAGCUGUGUCAUUUGAAGGUGAUAGGCAGGAAGCGCACUCCUUUCUUGCAUUGUUUGGCCAAAAUUGAGCUCUUUCUCGUCUUGGCUUCGGCGUUUUAGUGAUCUGGUACGGUUUAGCAUUCAUACUUUUAACCUAAGCCCCUGUGUGCGGCGCAUCAACGCUUCGGGCGUGCUCGUAUCAGGCGCGCCCAGCAUCGAUGCCCGAUGGGCAAACACAUUCGAUACGGAUUUGCCUGUGCCUGCUGGUUUCCCAGCUAUGACGGGUGGCGUGCCUUGGCUUUGGCUUCGGGUUGGCUGGCGUCCUCGUCGCCUGUGUAUCUCGUCGCUAUUGCGCAGGACUUUGACUCUACGCUUGAGCAUUUGUUGCGUGAGGCCCAUGCUGGCUCUGUUUUCCAAGUGACCAUGGUUGUUCUUGGUCCUUGGAUGCAGCCGGUAUGUGUGAAUGGGGUGACACAACGUUCAUGGGCAAGGGGGGCAUCAUGUUGGUGCUGAUAACAUGGCAUGUAAGGAUACCUACACCCUGG
Molecule: messenger RNA, 3829 nt
Organism: Astrephomene gubernaculifera
Lineage: Eukaryota; Viridiplantae; Chlorophyta; Chlorophyceae; Chlamydomonadales; Astrephomenaceae
Source: the annotation of a GenBank genome assembly